Molecule: messenger RNA, 918 nt
Organism: Alosa sapidissima (American shad)
Lineage: Eukaryota; Metazoa; Chordata; Actinopteri; Clupeiformes; Clupeidae
Product: adenosine receptor A1-like
Exons: 1
Coding region: 239-541 (100 amino acids)
Biological process (GO): G protein-coupled receptor signaling pathway
Cellular component (GO): membrane; synapse; dendrite
Molecular function (GO): G protein-coupled adenosine receptor activity
Source: RefSeq, a predicted model, not a curated record
AAAAUGUGGUCCUCCUAGGCCCUAGGCAACAGAUCAAAACGAAAAUAAUGGGUCCGUGUGACACAAAGUUACUGAAGAAAAAAAGGGUGAAAAAAAUAGAAGCAUACAAAUGACACAAGCCACAAGUGUAGUGUUGUUCUCCCCCCCUGUGAGCUUCCUCAAUAGAGCUACAGUCUCUGUUUCAAAAAGAAGUGUGUCAUACUCAGUAUUUAGCUGAAGUUGCAGCUCAUGUACCAGAAUGGGAAAUCACACCACUGAGGCCAUAUACACUUUCCUGGAAUUGCUGAUCGCCGUGGCAUGUUGCCUUGGUAACCUGCUGGUGAUCUGGGCAGUGUGGGCGUGUGGUGCCAUGCGGCGGCAGCCCACCUUCUGCUUCAUCAUCUCUCUGGCCGUAGCUGACUUCCUGGUGGGGGCCGUGGCCGUACCUCUGGCGGUUCUGGUGGAUGGACGGGUCAGAACUUCUUUCUACGGCUGCCUGUUCCUCAGUUGUGUGGUGAUUGUUCUGACCCAAGCCUCUGUCCAUUCCCAGUCCCUAGGCUAAGGCUACAGUAAGUUACUAUUGUGUACACAAAUUCAAAGUAAGUUAUCACUGUGAUUCUGGCACUGUUGUGUGUAUUUCUGUAAAAUCCUGACUGUUCUUGUGACUGGAAAGAAGUAAUGCUUGCAUAAUAAACAGUACAUGAAUAAGUAGAUCCCAUCACGGAUAUGAAAAUGAUUGCUCAGCGACAUUUGAAUGACUUGGCUUGUUUUGUUUAACCUACGAUGACAUGACAAAUUUCCGUUCAGUAUUCAUCAUAGAAUAGCACCCACUUGCUAUCCUUGGGGACUUUUUGAACAAAUCUGUUGAUUUAAUCACAUGUAUAGGAACACAUCAUGCAGCCAAAGAUUAUACAACACAAUGUUCUGUCUGGGCCAAUA